Messenger RNA from Orcinus orca (killer whale), 1543 nucleotides. It is a transcript of the gene PABPN1L, whose product is annotated as PABPN1 like, cytoplasmic. Bases 128 to 1030 code for a protein of 300 amino acids. Gene Ontology annotation, molecular function: RNA binding. The record is from RefSeq and is a predicted model, not a curated record. The transcript is spliced from 4 exons. Lineage: Eukaryota; Metazoa; Chordata; Mammalia; Artiodactyla; Delphinidae.
GGAAGGGGCAGUGUGGCCUCUCCGGCCUGAAGGGGACUUUGUGUGUUGGGGGUGGAUUACAGGGGCUUCUCUCCAGGCCCGAGUCCGUGUGGUCUUCCCUUUUCCCCCCACCCAGGGAGCCCCCAGCAUGACCCUGAGAACAGGCAGGGUCAGGCCCCCUUCCCCUCUGCCCUCCCUCCAGCGGAGCCUGGGGGCUGUCCCGCCUCCGGGCUCAGCCUGGGCCGUGUGCUGGCAGGAGCUGGAAGCCAUCAGACUGAAGCUGUGGGCCAUGGAGGAGGCCCAGCGACCGGAGCCGCCCGGGGAGCAGGGCCCAGAGGGGGAAGAGGAAGACGCCAGGGCCCUGCUGGCCGGGCAGCUGCAGAGCCCCGAGACGGACAGCCCCACGGAGGUGGUGGAGGCCGAUCACAGAUCCGUCUACGUGGGCAAUGUGGACUACGGGGGCACAGCCCAGGAGCUGGAGGCCUAUUUCAACCACUGCGGGGAGAUCCAGCGGGUCACCAUCCUGUGCGACAAGUUCUCCGGACACCCCAAGGGGUCGGUUGGGGCUUCGGGGAGGGGCCGGGCGCCCGGGGGGCGGGGACACCUCUGCGUGGGUGAGGGUGGCCCUCACCUGCCUCUGCCCUGCCCCAGCUAUGCAUACAUAGAGUUUGCCACCGAGAGCUCGGCCCAGGCCGCUGUGGAGCUGGACAAGAGCGUCUUCCGAGGCCGGGUCAUCAAGGUGCUGCCCAAAAGAACCAAUUUACCAGGGAUCAGCUCCACGGACCGCGGGGGCCUUCGGGGACACCCAGGCGCCAGGGGGGGACCCUUCCCCCACAGCAACUUCCAGGGCGGGGCCCGUUUCAGACCACGGGGGCGGAACCGGUGGGCCGGGCCCUGGGAGGGCGGGAUCCUAUUGGAGCGGGGCCCGGUGGGCGGGGCCCUGUUGGGCCUGGCUGGGUCCGGUGAGCGGAGCCCUGGAGGCCGCUCGCCCCCUGGCCUCUCUCCGGGCAGGGGGCGCGGAAGAUUCUCGCCGUGGUAUUCACCGUAUUGAAGGGAGGGCCCGAUUUUGAGAGUGGGGCUGCCACUGGGUCAGGAGUAGACAGCUGUGCUCCUCGUGCGACCAUUUACUCCGCGCAGAAUAACUAUCUGUCCCCCUUCCCUCGGCGGGAGGACAGCCCAGACCCCACGGCCGAAGCCACCGGUCGCGAAGCAGGGCACGGGGUGGACCUGGCACGCGGGCUAGUUGGGGCUUUGGAGGGGACCGGGCAAAGCUGCGGGCAGGUGAGGCCCAGGCAGCGUCGGGUCAGCUUCGGGGCGGCAUACUCAGGACUGUUCCACUAACGCCUUUUACAGAAAAGUAGAAAUGUGUGUCUUACUGGUAAAGCAUAAAUUAUUAAACUUGAAUAUUUUUUAAAAGCACCUGGCAACAGACCGCCCCGCUUUGUUCGCCUCACCUGGACGCUGUUUCCUCGGUGCACACUGUGCAGAGAAGGCGGGGGAUGGGCUGCGGCUGUGGAUCCCAGACCCAGCUCUACCCCCUUCACUCCCGGCAGCCAAGCGUUAG